Aspergillus sclerotioniger CBS 115572 is the source of this 1170-nucleotide messenger RNA. RefSeq names its product cytochrome c oxidase assembly protein. Gene Ontology annotation, molecular function: copper ion binding. Gene Ontology annotation, cellular component: mitochondrial inner membrane. Bases 45 to 794 code for a protein of 249 amino acids. The transcript is spliced from 4 exons. Lineage: Eukaryota; Fungi; Ascomycota; Eurotiomycetes; Eurotiales; Aspergillaceae. The record is from RefSeq and is a predicted model, not a curated record.
GGUAUUUCUCCAAAUCUCCCCGCAGCACAUAUAAACCAUUGAUCAUGUUUUCGCGCCCCAUAUAUUCGUGGGGUAGGCUUCCCUUUUCGGGCCCAGGCCUUCGCCUGCCCAAUUCCAUGAACACCAGAUAUGUCGACUCAGGGAGGAGAUUCUUCACUCGCAAUUCAUGCCAACAGAAUAUCAACGCACCUUUCAAUACGCCUCAGUCGCAAAAGCGAAAUGCAUCGACCAUGUACUAUACUGCCAGUCUUAUUCUCGGAACUGUUGCCCUCGCCUAUGGCUCCGUCCCUCUGUAUAAAAUGAUCUGUCAACAAACCGGCUGGAACGGUCAACCGGUGGCCACCCACCAGAAAGGAGAUGGCGAUACCGCAUCGCGCGUAACCCCGGUCACUGACUCUCGUCGACUGAGAAUUACUUUCAAUGGAUCGGUUUCGGACGUUCUACCCUGGAAAUUUACACCGCAGCAACGUGAAGUUCGCGUUCUACCCGGCGAGACGGCGCUUGCGUUCUUUACAGCGACGAACAAGGGCCCGACGGAUAUCAUUGGUGUAGCAACAUACAGUGUCACCCCCGGACAAGUUGCUCCAUACUUCAGCAAGAUCCAAUGCUUCUGCUUCGACGAGCAGAAGCUGAAUGCUGGGGAAUCGGUUGACAUGCCGGUCUUCUUCUUUAUUGAUCCUGACUUCGCCAAGGACCCGGCAAUGAAGGGCAUUGACACGAUUACGCUCUCGUACACAUUCUUCAAGGCGCGAUAUGACGACAACGGUGUUCUGAAGCCAUUGCCAUCCAACUAAUGGCGUAAUUGAUCGCUUUAUACCGCUUACCAGGAAUCAAGCAACCGAACCCCUUAUGACGCACACCGAGGCCGAAAUGAAAUGUUUCCCGGAAACUAUAAACCCAGUAUUCCCCUGGGUACGUGAUAUCGAGCGAACCGUCUCAGAGACCUGUCUCGCUUUUGUGCGACUUCUCGAGUAGUAUCGAAAGUCCUUUCUCCUCUCCAAGUGAUUGAGCAUGGUAAUAUGCUCAAUCAGAUGGCCUCAAGCGCUCCGCUGGCCUUUUUUGUAUCAUAGAUAGAGCAUGUACAUAUAGAGGCUUUGUAUGGAAUGGGGGGAUUACAAUUCUAUGUAUAUUAUCUAGGCGUUUGAAUAGUUUCCCAACAAAGCAUGCCAG